AGUGAAUGACGGGUACCUGAAUGUAAGUAUGACCUUUGACCUGCGCUAACGUCUGUACCCGGUGUUUCCGUGACGCCCUCGAUGGUUUAGCGCCGAGCACUUAGCUGGAGUCUCAGUCUUUCAGUCUUACCUACCUCCUCACGGACUUACCUGGAGCUUCACUACCUUCUGGAUGUCAUGGCAACCCUUCAGGUUCACUCGCAGGCUGAAGGUUUUACUCCCAGGAUUCCAAGCGAGGGUUGCUAAGGUGACGUGUUGGUGAGCUUCGUGAAGAUGUGUUUGUUUCUCUGGGCGAGAAAAUAAUCACGUGGUUUGCUGACAGUCGGCUGUGUGAGAAAUGAAGUGUUAAUUAAUGUGUUGAGAGUAAGGUGUCGGUAGAGGGAAAGGUAUGGAUAACAAACUAUCGUUCGAUACGUGGACUGUGAUUUUGUGAUUGGCGAUACCUGAGAUAAUCGAUUAUUGUGAUACGUGCACUGUGAUGUGUGAUUGGUGUUACCUGAGGUCAUCGAUACUUGGGAUACCAGCGACUCCUGGUGUCUGUUGACAGCAUAACUGAGACGGACUUUGUAGCACAAGGGGGACAACACUCGUAAUGACAGUGUUGGAAUCUUCAGGAAAACAGAAAGGGAGGAACAAUGGAGGGCCGUGAAAUUACUCUGGGACACAAUGACUAAGACCGUCCUAGAGUGACCUCCCUCUUCCAACGUUCGCUUCUGCGAGCAUCCAUCCACAACAAGGGAGACAAUGGGCAUCUUGCCGGACAUCAGUGUCAACAACAGGGUGGUGAACCACGAUGCACAUCGAGUUCAGCGUCCUCUGGAGGCACGCAAGGCGCAGUCACUUCCCCCUCCGAGAAGGAAUGGCUACCUCGUGACCUCAGAAUACCUCGCCCCUGAUCGUGACCGGGGUCGUUACCAUGGUGAUGAGGGACAAGCAAGAAAGGAGGCAGCUUCACACAGUCGCCAGCUGUCUCUUCCCUUCAAAAAUACGAAAGCAGAGAAUCGCCGGGACAAAGCCAGGUCCGCCCCCAGUCACCAGGACGCCCCUCCACAGGGUGUGCCUGCUCCUAGAGUGAACAACUUCCUGUCGGGGGCCAGUUUGUACGGGGGCGACUCGGGUCAAGUUUCCAAAGGCUUUGCAGGGGUGCCGACCAGACAUCAAGACGAAAGCCAUUUGAAGUCAAACAAGUUUGCGUCGAGCUGGGCACAAGUACGAGCAGAAAACCACAUCGAGGUGACAGCAAGUAACGAGCGAGGCAACGAUCCAGCGACAGAGGCUGUGAAGACACACGACAGCACCAAACAUUCUCCAAGAAAGACAGAAAAGACAACAUCGCCUUUCCACGCCAGACCUCGAGAGGAACCAGAGAAGUCCAGAGCAUCCAAACCUCAUCCGGGGAGGGCGACCCACGCACAGUCACGUGACAGCCAGGCAACAAAGUCCCAACAGGGUCAUUUAUUCCACGCGAGACCGCGCGAGGAGGGGAACGACCAGUCCAUGGAGCCAACCGCGGCUCAGCAGCCGACGUCACGGCUGUCCACGAAGAGUGGCCAAUCGAAAAGCGAGAAAGAUGCGCAAGCUGGCAAGCUUGUAUCGCCAACCGAGGUAGACGGAAUUAAAGAUGGGUUUCGUGAUAGCAAAAUUAAAGAAAACGAAGUCGAUGGAAGAAAUCCGCGUGCCAACGGAGCGGAGAGGAUGCCGGGAAAACGAAGGCCAGCGUGGAACGACCGCCUGGCGCUGAACCCAGAAGCCGUUCAACCAACCCGCGGAUCGUGGCGCCGAUACGAGGCCGAGCUGACCUACAAACCAACCACCACGUCCACGCAGAACAUCCAGAAGGCUUACCUGGCGCCACCCAAGACCAUCACACUCGACACCGGAGACGAUGUUGACAAAGUCAGUCCACGACAGCUGCCGACUGCCGGUGAGCCCACAGCUGGUGACGAGGAGACUGUGACUUCCGAGGGGAAUCCCGGGGACAAGGAGUACAUCCUGUCGCGUGCUGAGGCCCGGAUGUUCCUGCAGAUGCAGGAGACGUAUGGCAGCGACGCCUUUCUGACAGCGCGCAAGAAGAGGUUCUUCAAUGCGUUGCUGGAGGUGCAGAAGCAGGAGGAGAAGAGGCAGGUGGAGGAACAGCGUCGACGGAAAAAGAAGAUGGAGGAGAGCAAAAAGCGCCAACAUCGGCAACUUCUGUACGUUCGCCGGAAGUACCGAGCUGAGCAGGCGCAUCGCUUCCGCACGCAGUACGUGACGCUGCGAGUGUUCGAGCGCAAGCGCGCGGAUAGGCUGAUGUACGGGCUGCCCGACGAUUCUGAUGAUGAAAUCUUCGAUGGAACUGGCAUCGAGGAUCAGGAGGCAGACGGGAAGGAAAAAUCGAACAUCGUGCAGGACAAAAACAACUCCAGGCACGAGAACGGUGGUGGCAUGCAGACAGCAGCAGCAAAAAACAUGGCAGACAAGCAUGAUCCAAUCAGAACCGCCGACAGUGAUGAGAACAACCCUAAACACCAGUCUCCACAACGAAAGGUCACGUUUUCGCCGGAUAAAGGAACAGACCAGUCACCCAGUGGUCACCCUCUCGACAGUCACACCAAUGAACAAAGUGUGAAACAUUCUGAGAAAAGCGAUGUAUCUGGGAAUGGCAGUUCAAAAACUGCGCUUGUCAAAUCAGAUCCCAGGAUGGCAGGUGAUGACAACAAAGAGACAUCAGUGAAAGUAGAGGAAUCAGGCUCCAACAAUAAGAGUGCAACGACUGAAUAUGAAGCGGGCAGUCCUAACAAGAAAAGCAGAACCAGAAAGAACUGUCACCUACAGGAGGUACCACGGGGACAAGCGGGAGCAAUCCUAGUAAAAGAGACAAUACUGUAGGUCACAAGCAGGUCAAAGAACACCAGCCUCCA
Messenger RNA from Pomacea canaliculata, 2900 nucleotides. RefSeq lists its product as uncharacterized. NCBI's taxonomy places the organism in Eukaryota, Metazoa, Mollusca, Gastropoda, Architaenioglossa, Ampullariidae. The transcript is spliced from 8 exons. The coding region runs from base 745 to 2868 and encodes 707 amino acids. The record is from RefSeq and is a predicted model, not a curated record.